This is a messenger RNA of Fukomys damarensis (Damara mole-rat), 2111 nucleotides long. It is a transcript of the gene Znf276, whose product is annotated as zinc finger protein 276. The transcript is spliced from 11 exons. Gene Ontology annotation, cellular component: chromosome; nucleus; kinetochore. The coding region runs from base 45 to 1799 and encodes 584 amino acids. Lineage: Eukaryota; Metazoa; Chordata; Mammalia; Rodentia; Bathyergidae. Gene Ontology annotation, molecular function: zinc ion binding; chromatin insulator sequence binding. The record is from RefSeq and is a predicted model, not a curated record. Gene Ontology annotation, biological process: regulation of transcription by RNA polymerase II.
ACUGUUGACAUUUACUUUGUCCAGGAACAGGCCGGGCUCUUGCCAUGGGACACUGUCGCCUCUGCCACGGAAAGUUUUCCUCACGAAGUCUCCGAAGCAUCUCUGACAGAGCCUCUGGGGACAGCUCAGAGAAACCUUCCCCAGGAGACCGGGUCUUCAUCAGGGACUUCCAGCACUUGUUGGGUGUGGCUGUGCACCAGGACUCAUCCUUGUCCCAGUUUGUCUGCAAGAGCUGCCAUGCCCAGUUCUACCAGUGCCACAGCCUCCUCAGGACCUUCUUACAGAGGGUCAACGUGUCCCCGACAGGCCAGCGAAAGUCUUGUGCAAAGGUCGGUGGUCAGCCCCCCACAGUCGCGGAGGAGGGAGUGUGUCUGGUGGAUCUGAUCACUUCGACUCCCCGGUGCCUGCAUGGCUUAGUGGGGUGGGUGCACGGACAUGCAGCCAGCUGUGGGGCCCUGCCCAGCCUUCAGAGAACACUGUCCUCCGAGUACUGUGGCAUCAUCCAGGCAGUGUGGGGCUGCAAUCAGGGCCAUGACUACACCAUGGACACCGAUUCCAGCUGCAGAGCCCUCUUGCUGGACAAUGCAUUGGCAGUCAAAUGGCCGUGGGACAAGGAGGUGGCACCACGGCUCAACCAGAACCUGGAGCCAGACCCUGCUGGGGCUGCCCCCCAGCUCUCUCAAGGCAGAGGAACCAUGGCUGGGGCUGAGACCAAGUUGCUGCCCAAUGUGGAUGCAGCCCCACCACCUUCAGAUGGCAGCUUUGUGGGGCCCAGGCUAGGGCCCCCACCUCGGCCAAGCCUCCCUCCAAGUGAGGCCCCAGGGAAAUUGGGUGAGAAGCUGGUUCCAUCUUCAACUUCGGAUGAUCGGGUAAAAGACGAGUUCAGUGACCUUUCUGAGGGAGACUUCCCGAGUGAAGAUGAAAAUGGCAAGAAGCAAAAUGCACAGUCUUCAGACGAGUCCUUUGAGCCUUACCCAGAAAAGAAGAUCUCUGGGAAGAAGAGUGAAAGCAAAGAGGCCAAGAAGACCGAAGAACCAAAAAUGCGAAAAAAGCCUGGGCCCAAGCCUGGAUGGAAGAAAAAGCUCCGCUGUGAGAGGGAGGAGCUACCCACCAUAUACAAGUGUCCUUACCAGGGCUGCACAGCCGUGUACCGCGGGGCCGAUGGCAUGAAGAAGCACAUCAAGGAGCAUCAUGAGGAGGUUCGGGAAAGGCCCUGUCCCCACCCUGGCUGUAACAAGGUGUUCAUGAUUGACCGCUACCUGCAACGCCACGUGAAACUUAUCCACACAGCUGAAAGGCCGAGCGCUGUACACAACUUACUACCGUGGAGCCUUUCCCUGUCGGGACUGGUUCUAUUACUGCAUCACGUACCUGGGGGUUUCACAGUGAAGUCAGCUGUGGGACAUUUUCCUGUAACAGACACUUCCGAGGUGCGCAACUAUAUCUGUGAUGAGUGUGGGCAGACCUUCAAGCAGCGGAAGCACCUUCUUGUCCAUCAGAUGCGCCACUCAGGAGCCAAACCUUUGCAGUGUGAGGUCUGUGGCUUCCAGUGCAGGCAGCGGGCAUCCCUCAAGUACCACAUGACCAAGCACAAGGCAGAGACUGAGCUGGACUUCGCCUGUGAUCAGUGUGGCCGACGGUUUGAGAAGGCGCACAACCUCAAUGUACACAUGUCCAUGGUCCACCCUCUGACACAGACCCAAGACAAGGCCCUGCCCUUGGAAGCAGAGGCCCCUCCUGGAGCCCGGAGCCCUUCUGGGACCACGGAGGGCCAGGCGGUGAAGCCAGAGCCUACCUGAGGACUGCCGGUGGGCCAGCAGGCAGGUCAGGCACCGUGAACUCAGGCGGGAUGUGGGGUUUCUCUAUUGCUUGCUCCUUGGAGCCCAGGGUGCACCCACUCCAUGGGGCAGGUGGGUGUGCUGUGUACUCCAUAGUUGCCUCUCUCUCCUCUGCCUUGGGACCAGCUGUUUCUUUUCCUACAACCCUGAGCAACUUGGGGCCAGACACAGAUUAUGAAUAAUUGAUUCCUUUUCCCAAUUAAAGCAAUCAAGGAGGUUUAUAAUCCACUUUUUAGUGCAACAUGAGCUCCUUGUGAUCCCUAUAAUAAAUUA